UGUGUGGCCAAGCGCCCUGUAUCGGCCGAUGCAUUGGCUUGCCUCCCGGACGAUCGCCUCUCCAGCACCAAGCCGCCAUGAACGCAGCCAAGGAGAGCGACUGGGUUGAGGAGGAAAGCGUGUCGUAUGCUGUCCUGGACUUUGGCGCGGAUCUGCAUCCCGUAGCCCUUCGGAGAGUCAUGGAGGACUACAACGGCAUGUCGGUGGUGGGCAUCGAUACAGCCACGCCAUAUGUCCGGCUCGGAAACAUGACGUUCCAAGGGGUGCUCGACCAAGCUAUCGGCACCGAUCUGCUCUUUGAGCAGCAGACCGACACCCACGGCAACGCAACCCACAAAUACGUCGGGAACACAUCCAAGAAAAUCCGAUUCCAGCGGGUGGAACUGAUCGACAAGACCGGAUCAACCAAGAAAUCGAACGAUGCUCCCAACGCAUCGUCUUCAUAGCACCCAGCGCAUCGUCUUUAUAGCACAGGGACCACGGCUCCCAGCCCACCUUCACGGAUGGCAUGGUGCUGGAUCGUCCUGGAUACCGCCCGGCGCAACGGAGCUCCAUCGGGCCGGACGAUACGAUUUGGACAGCACAGACGCACUCGCCCAGGGCUCCUUCGCCAUGAUCUCGCCAUACCGGCGUCUGCAAUACAGCCUCUCAGCAUUCGCAAGUGUCCGAUAGCUCCCGCAAGCGUCCGUUGGCAGCUGGAGAUGUACAUUUGUGCUUGUCUGUCGGGUGCUGAGAUGCAGGCGCUGGAUUGGGUCUGUAUAUGCAGCCUGGCGCGAAAUGCCGGAGGGAAGUUAGUCAAGUGGUUACGACGGUGCACUUAAGAUGCCCUCACCGCAAGGUGGCGUGGGUUCGAACCCCACACUUCCCAACCUGAAGCAAUUUUGCUCCGCCCUGCUUUUGCUGUCCUCCUUUUGCCGUUCUUCUUCUGCGAGACACAAGCAUG
This is a messenger RNA of Polychytrium aggregatum, 943 nucleotides long. RefSeq lists its product as uncharacterized. Bases 78 to 446 code for a protein of 122 amino acids. NCBI's taxonomy places the organism in Eukaryota, Fungi, Chytridiomycota, Chytridiomycetes, Polychytriales. Gene Ontology annotation, cellular component: transcription factor TFIIIC complex. The record is from RefSeq and is a predicted model, not a curated record. Gene Ontology annotation, biological process: transcription by RNA polymerase III. The transcript has 4 exons.